UGUGAAACUGCGUUUUUAUUAAUUUUUGGUUGAGAUUUUUUUUUAAGGCACAAUUUUUAUUUGCCAUGCAGAAGUGAAAUUUAUUGAGGCAUUGUUCUAUUAUAAUUGGAAUAAAGUUACACCGUUCCUAUUAUUUAUUGUGUCAUAUCUGUCAGACAAAUAUUUUUGUAAUUUUUAUUUCCUCACGUUUGUGUGUGUGUUUUGUGAUAAAAGUUGUUUUUGACACUAUCAUCGAAUUUACCGGCGGUUCCAAUAAAAAAUAUACUGAUAAUAAAAGAAUUAUUUUCAAGUCAUAAAAUAAAGUAAAUUUACAUGAACUGGAAUUUUAUUUUCCUUUAAAUAAUGCAUUAUGUCGUGCUUACAAAAUGAAUUGUUCACAAGACUCAGAAAGCGAAAAGUGUUUGUGUCAUUCGGUCUUACAAUGGUCAUAUUGUUCUUCCUAAUUCUGGUUAUUAAUUCGUCAAGUUCAAGUAAACUUCCACACAGUUCUGCUGAAAGUUUAAGAGUCAACAAUCAUCUCGAUUUGAAGCUCGUACACGUUAUCUUCCGACAUGGUGCUAGAACUCCAGCUGACACGUAUCCAAAUGAUAUCUAUAUCAAUGAGACUUUUGAACCUUAUGGAUGGGGUCAACUGACAAAUAGAGGAAAGCUUCAAAUGUACGAGCUAGGCAGUUUUUUAAGGCAAAGAUAUCACACUUUCUUAAGCAAAACCUUGAAUCUCAAUGAAAUUUAUGCUCAAUCAACAGGUGUUUCCAGAACCAAAAUGUCACUACAACUAGUCUUAGCAGCACUCUAUCCACCAAAAAAUACCCCAUUAGAAUGGAAUGAGAAUUUAAAUUGGCAACCAAUUCCAUACAAUUAUCAAGAACUUAAUGAUGACACCUUGUUACUAGUCAGAAAAAAUUGUCCACGUUAUCACGAGGAACUUGAUAGAGUCAUGAGUGAAGAAAGUGAAGUCAUUAAAUGUGCUGAUUAUUAUGCUCAAUUGUAUGAAGAACUCUCUAAUAUCACCGGAUUAAGCAUUACAACACCUGACGACAUUCAGUCUCUUUACAGCACUUUAAAGGCUGAGAGAGAAUUCGGUUUGCAGCUUCCAAAAUGGACUGAUCAAUACUUUCCAGAAAAACUGCAAGAUUUGACCGAUAAGAGCUACGUUUUUAAUGCAUACAACAGCAUAUUGAAGAGACUUAAAGGCGGUGUCUUUCUCAAAAAAGCAAUAAGCGAUUGGAACAAUAAGAAAAUUAACCAGAAAAUAUUUCUAUAUGCUGGUCAUGACUCAAGUGUUACGAAUAUUUUGUCUGCUUUCAACGUCUGGGCACAACAAUUUCCUGAUUAUGGAGUAACAGGUAUUUUAGAAUUCUCACAAAACAAAGUCGAUGGAACUUAUGGAGUUGAAAUCUUUUUGAAGAAUUCUAAUAAGAAUGAUCUGAUUUCUUUGACAAUUCCUGGUUGCAGUCAAUUUUGUGAAUUAAGCCGCUUAGAGGAACUACUUAAAGAAAAUAUCCCGCAAGAUUGGAACGAAGAAUGCAAGCCAUUGAAUGAAGAUUUCACAGCACCUCCACCAAACGGUCCAUAGUAUUUAUAUUUAAGAGAGAAAGUUUUGUGCAUGUCUAUGUAUGUCAAAUAAGGCAAUAAAAAAUAAAUUGAUCUGCAAGUUUUUAUUUAAAAACAUCCCA
Molecule: messenger RNA, 1676 nt
Organism: Chironomus riparius
Lineage: Eukaryota; Metazoa; Arthropoda; Insecta; Diptera; Chironomidae
Source: the annotation of a GenBank genome assembly